AUGGCCGGUGUCCCUUCCUUCUACUUCCGCCGACCCCUCUUCCCGCAUCGUACCGUGACGCUCGUAUCGUUUCCCCCCUCUCUACGUCGGCACCUCCCUCGGCCCUUCUCUGCAGUUGCCCACAGCGCUGCGUUCCCCACCGGCUACUCAGCUGGCAUGUUGGUGUCGCCUCUCCAUCCAGACAAGUUACUCCACUGCUGUAACUCAUCAUGCUUGUAUAAUUAACUAUUAUUAUACGCCUUUCUAAUUCCCAUCUUUGUCCAUUAUACCUUCUCGCCCACUUGACGUUUCUUCUUCCUUUAUGUGCGGAUGAGUAUCGUGACUUGCUAACGACCCUAUUCAGAUCAACGUUAGCCAGGAUCUCUUUCCAGUGUUUCGCUACUUGGAUGUGCGCUACCCUUGACGUCCUCGGCCGCGACACCUCACCGUUUGCCGUUUAUCUCUACGCACGUUGGUGGAUUGGGGGGGGGGUUGCCUACUGAUGCAGAAGUCAGGUUUUAUCCAGCACGACUGGGCAUUCGUAGCGUGAGAUCAGGCCGCCGAUCAUCGUUAUUUCCAGAAACUUCUUCGAUGGUUACAGUUCCGGAUUUGACAGCAUACUGCAAUGCCUGCCAAUUCCACCCAAGGGAUUUCCCAGUUGGCUUCAGUUAUUUCAAUGUGUCCUUUUAACGUUGUUUUGACUACUUUGGUGACGAGGGCCGGUGCCAGGCGGCCAUUAUUCCUUUUCACGGCCCGGUUGGCCCAUCGAAAUCGAGAUAACAUCCUGAGCUGAAAAUACGCCGAGCAUUCCAGCACGGAGUCCGUUCAUAUCGUCACACCUUUACCAUUCUCAAGAGAUCGUGUUUGGCUGAACGCCUCGCAUCCGAUCUGCCUGGUUUUUGUUGGUUGUUCAGAUAUCUGCAAUGUACAAAUGCAUCGUCAAGGGUAGGGUUCACUAUUGUUUGCUUUGAUAAUAAGGGGAAUACUCCCGCGAUUCCAUGCGUUGAAUAGAGACCUAACAAACCUUCCGUUGGUUGUGUAGUUCCCGGUUGCAAUUUGGUCAUCGAUGUUGGUGCUUCUUGAGAUGGUCCCUUCAGGGUAGAAUAAUUGGCCCGCGCUGUUUAGAUAAUUGUUGGUGGUGGCUGAGGUUUCCAUAUAUACCGCGAUUCAUGUCGUUCGGUGCCAGACAGCUGCAACGGACACUCCGAGUAUUUGUCCGAAUUCGACACUGUUCGUCUGUAGCCGCUCUUGACCGGAACUCCAUGACAUAACGGGAAGUCUGUAUCUCAUUCCGAAAUCAGGCCAAGUUGAUACAACUACAUGGAUUCACAUGCUUCCGCUUUCAGCUGCCAACACGUCAACUCCUGAUCAACCACUAGAGCUUCUGGCUGAAUUACCAAAUACACCAGGAUGGACUUUGGUGCCUAGGUUCAGGGUAUGACCAGCUGACAAUGAUAACUACACCGGGAGAGGCUAUUCUGACCUCUAGGAAGAAGGAAACGAUCUCUGGAUUUGCCUGUAAUAGUUAGGCGAUAGACAUUCUUUCCUUGAAACCUGACCCUGCGCAGUUUCCUAUGUGUCGCACCUGGACAGCGUUGAGAAUGCGACUCCAGGUGUCGCGCGAUGCAGGCUGUACGCAGCUGAAAGCAAAUAUUCCCCCCUUUGACCUCUUCCCGAAAACGAGGAUCGCAAAACCCUCCCCACUGGCGGGUUGACUGAGCUAUAAGAAUGCCUUAUACAGAGAGGCCAGAAUCCGUGCAACACAGUGCACUGAGAAAUAAGUAGAGCUUCCGUAUGCGGAAUAUACCCAACAAUCCCACUGCGUAUCUUGCUAUUCCAAUGCUAAACAAAGCCAGCUCUACUCACAGGACAUAGUAGCAAGAGGCGAAAAAAAAUUUUGCGGUGCCCGAAAGGACAAAUUACCCCCAACAGCAGCCACGAUGUCAGCCCGUAGGAAAUGAAGACGGAGGGGACACUGACUGUCGGGUGGAAUUAAAGAAUCUGUCUGCUAAUCGCAUCUCAGUUUUUUGCAAGCCAGUGACUGUUCCUCUCUGUGCUGCCGAAGCCGCCUGGCCGAGACUCUUUGAGAUAGUUUCGUCUAAACUAGAAACACCUAGUUUUUUGAAACUUUUUGCUAGCGAAUAGCCGACGAGCUUAGUAUUCUGUCCAGUAGAAUGUACAGAGUCGAAGACUGUGUUCUGCGAUUAUGCCGUCCAGAUAAAUCGGUAUUGCCUUUUAACGCCCACGUAUGCGAAUAUGUUGAGCUCGGGAGCAGAGAUAAGAAGAGGAGGAGGGAGAAGAAGAAGAAGAAGAAGAAGAAGAAGAAGAAGAAGAAGAAGAAGAAGAAGAAGAAAAAGAAAAAGAAGAAGAAGAAGAAGAAGAAGAAGAAGAAGAAGAAGAAGAAGAAGAAGAAAGAAGAGGAGGAGGAGGAGGAGGAGGAGGAGGGGGGGGGGAGGAUAAGCGAAGGGAGGCAAUCUCUGAGUAAGAAAAUCUAG
Molecule: messenger RNA, 2474 nt
Organism: Spirometra erinaceieuropaei
Lineage: Eukaryota; Metazoa; Platyhelminthes; Cestoda; Diphyllobothriidea; Diphyllobothriidae
Source: the annotation of a GenBank genome assembly